AUGAGGGAGGAAAUAGUAGAUUGUGAAACAAGUGGGGAAAGUUCAACUUUUCUCACGAGUGAUGCAAACACACGAAUGGGUGAUACUAGUGACUUAGACAGACAAAUAGAACAACUGAAAAGAUGUGAGAUUAUAAAAGAAAGUGAAGUCAAAGCACUUUGUGCCAAAGCUAGAGAAAUAUUAGUGGAAGAAAGUAAUGUACAAAGAGUGGAUUCCCCAGUUACAGUGUGUGGAGAUAUACAUGGUCAAUUCUAUGAUUUGAAAGAACUAUUCAAAGUUGGUGGAGAUGUUCCUGAAACCAACUAUUUAUUCAUGGGGGACUUUGUAGACAGAGGAUUUUAUAGUGUAGAAACGUUUUUGUUACUUUUAGCUCUUAAGGUUAGAUAUCCAGAUCGCAUAACUCUGAUUAGGGGGAACCAUGAGUCUCGUCAAAUUACCCAAGUAUAUGGCUUUUAUGAUGAAUGUCUUAGAAAAUAUGGUUCAAUAACUGUUUGGAGAUACUGCACAGAAAUUUUCGAUUAUUUGUCCCUAUCAGCAAUCAUAGAUGGAAAGAUAUUUUGUGUGCAUGGAGGUUUGUCACCAUCUAUCCAGACCUUGGACCAAAUUAGGAUUAUUGAUAGGAAACAAGAAGUGCCACAUGAUGGACCAAUGUGUGAUUUAUUAUGGAGUGAUCCUGAAGAUGAAAUUGAUAAAGUACAGUUUGAAAUCAAGGCAGAUUACACUCCAGAUUAUAGAGUUAUACAAACCACAAAUGAACUUUGCUGUUACAUUCAAGCGGCGGCAGAAAGAAUUAAACUACCUAGUAAUGCUUCAGUAAAUAAUGAGAGUUCUAGUACUAGUGUUGGCAGUGGUGCACCAUCUUUACGUAGUUCUUUAAAAAUCCCAGAUGCUAAGCUACCAGAAUUUUACAGGGAAAUUCGUCAGUGGGAAACCUUUCACGCGGUUUAUAAGAAUACACAAGGAUGGGGUGUUUCACCUAGAGGAGCUGGAUACUUAUUCGGCUCAGACGUUGUUGCGCAGUUCAAUGCUGCAAAUGAUAUCGAUAUGAUCUGCCGGGCCCACCAACUUGUAAUGGAAGGAUUCAAAUGGCACUUCAACGAGACUGUUCUCACAGUAUGGUCUGCUCCAAACUAUUGCUAUAGAAAGAAAGAAAGAAAGAAAGAAAGAAAGAAAAAAAGAAAGAAAGAAAGAAAUAAACUUUAUUCACUACUAGAGAUUACAAUGCCCCUUACAAAGAAAUCCAUCAAGAGAAAGACAAGUAAGAAAAAACACUGGUUGAUCUCAGCAACAAGUCAAAAGAGUAUACAAAAAAGAAACAUUACUUAUAUGAAGACAAUCCUCGACAGAACGACAGAAAAACAUGUACAAACAUUAUGA
Messenger RNA from Phaedon cochleariae (mustard beetle), 1377 nucleotides. The record is from the annotation of a GenBank genome assembly. Lineage: Eukaryota; Metazoa; Arthropoda; Insecta; Coleoptera; Chrysomelidae.